This is a messenger RNA of Nerophis ophidion (straightnose pipefish), 5453 nucleotides long. RefSeq names its product sphingosine-1-phosphate receptor 4 (gene s1pr4). The transcript has a single exon. Gene Ontology annotation, cellular component: membrane. Gene Ontology annotation, molecular function: sphingosine-1-phosphate receptor activity. The record is from RefSeq and is a predicted model, not a curated record. NCBI's taxonomy places the organism in Eukaryota, Metazoa, Chordata, Actinopteri, Syngnathiformes, Syngnathidae. Gene Ontology annotation, biological process: G protein-coupled receptor signaling pathway. Bases 52 to 1152 code for a protein of 366 amino acids.
GUUGCCGUCUUUCCCCCAGGCGAGCUCGGACCGAGGCCCCGUCUGGCCUUCAUGGAUCUCCUCUCCUCCCUCACGUCCUCGUCCUCCUGUCCCCACCUGUACCGCUGGGCCGGUUACCGCGGCAACGCCUCCCUCAGCCCGGUGAUCCUGCGCCACUACAACCACACGGGCCGCCUGCAGAACCGGACGCCGGCGGCCUCCGACUCCCCGGGCGCCUCGGCGGCCGUCCUCCUCUCCCUCAGCGUCUUCAUCGUGGCGGAGAACGCGCUGGUGCUGGCGGCCGUGGUCUCCCGGGUCCUGCGCAGCCGGCGCUGGGUCUACGUGUGCCUGGCCAACAUCACGCUCAGCGACCUCCUGACCGGCGCCGCCUACCUGGUCAACGUCUGCAUGUCGGGCGGCCGGACUUUCCGCCUGUCGCCGGCGCUCUGGCUCUUCCGGGAAGGCCUGCUGUUCGUGACCCUGGCGGCGUCCGUCUUCAGCCUGCUGCUGAUCGCGGUGGAGCGCUACCUGACCAUCAUGAAGUCCGCCAGGAGCUCCUACUACCGGAUCUACGGCCUGGUGGCGCUCUGCUGGGCUUUGGCGCUGGUGCUGGGGUUCCUCCCCUUGUUGGGGUGGAACUGCGUGUGCAGCCUGGACCGCUGCUCCACCCUUCUGCCGCUCUACUCCAAGACCUACAUCCUCUUCGCCCUCCUCGUCUUCUUCCUCAUCCUCCUGGCCAUCGGCGUGCUCUACGGCGCCAUCUACUGCCACGUGCACAAGAGCGCCCGACUCGGGCUCCAGCGGGGCCGCAGGCGCUCCACGGCCCUGCUGAAAACCGUGGUGGUCAUCGUGGGGGUCUUCAUGCUCUGCUGGGGGCCGCUCUUCUCCCUGCUGCUGGUGGACUUCUUCUGCACGUCGCGCCGAUGCUCCGCGCUCUUCCGCGCCGACUUCUUCAUCGCCCUGGCGGUCCUCAACUCCGCCGUCAACCCCGUCAUCUACGCCCUGGGCAGCGGCGAGAUGAGGCGGACCAUGGCUCGGCUGCUCUGCCGCAAGGAGGCGCUCUCCUCCAAGGAGACCAGCAGCACCUCGGAGAACAAGGCCAGGAACCCCAAGGCCAGGAGAAAAUGCCGGCUGAGUUCCACCACCAGCUGCCUGUCGGUUUCCAGUGGUUAGACCACGAAUGGGCGCCCCCGCCCGUGCAAACAGGACCUGUGAACUCGUGCGGUAGAACCGCUUCCUCUCUGAUGACACUUUGUUUAAAAGGAGCACAGAUAUCUUGCCGCUGGCAACGAAGGAGCCGCGGUUCAGUAGUUGAACCAGCGUGAAGCAGAAACCCAGUUGGAGCCCAAACGCCUGCAGGAGGUUGAAGACGUAGAGCGGGAGUGUCCAAACAUUCCCUAGAGCAGGGGUCACCAACGCGGUGCCCGCGGGCCUGUUCUAAAAAUAGCUCAAAUAGCAGCACUUACCAGUGAGCUGCCUCUAUUUUUUAAAUUGUAUUUAUUUACUAGCAAGCUGGUCUCGCCUUGCUGGACAUUUUUAAUUCUAAGAGAGACAAAACUCAAAUAGAGUUUGAAAAUACAAGAAAAUAUCUUAAAGACUUGGUCUUCACUUGUUUGAAUAAAUUCAUUUUUUACUUUGCUUCUUAUUACGUUCAGAAAGACAAUUUUAGAGAAAAAAAAAUACAACCUUAAAAAUGAUUUUAGGAUUUUUAAACACAUAUACCUUUUUUUACCUUUUAAGUUCCUUCCUCUUCUUUUCUGACGAUUUGAAUCAUGGGUGUCAAACUCUGUUUAAUUUCACUUGGCUCGGUCGGUAGAGUGGCCGUGCCAGCAACUUGAGGGUUGCAGGUCCGAUUCCCGCUUCCGCCGUCCUAGUCACUGCUGUUGUGUCCUUGGGCAAGACACUUUACCCACCUGCUCCCAGUGCCACCCACACUGGUUUAAAUGUAACUUAGAUAUUGGGUUUCACUAUGUAAAGCGCUUUGAGUCACUUGAGAAAAGCGCUAUAUAAAUAUAAUUCACUUCAUAUAUAUAUAUAUGUAUGUAUGUAUGUAUGUAUGUAUGUAUGUAUGUAUGUGUGCAGGCUUCACGGUGAAAGAGGGGUUAGUGCGUCUGCCUCACAAUACGAAAUUCCUGCAGUCCUGGGUUCAAAUCUGUGUGGAGUUUGCAUGUUCUCCCCGUGAGUGCGUGGGUUCCCUCCGGGUUCUCCGGCUUCCUCCCACCUCCAAAGACAUGCACCUGGAGAUAGGUUGAUUGGCAACACUAAAAAUUGGCCCUAGUGUGUGAAUGUGAGUGUGAAUGUUGUCUGUCUAUCUGUGUUGGCCCUGCGAUGAGGUGGGGACUUGUCCAGGGUGUACCCUGCCUUCCGCCCAAUUGGGAAUAAGCGGUAGAAAAUGGAUGGAUGGAUGUCAAACUCUGGCCCGCGGGCCGUUUAAUUUCACUUGGCGCUUGGGGCGGCAUAGCUCGGUCGGUAGAGCGGCCGUGCCAGCAACUUGAGGGUUGCAGGUUCGAUUCCCGCUUCCGCCAUCCUAGUCACUGCUGUUGUGUCCUUGGGCAAGACACUUUACCCAUCUGCUCCCAGUGCCACCCACACUGGUUUAAAUGUAACUUAGAUAUUGGGUUUCACUAUGUAAAGUGCUUUGAGUCACUAGAGAAAAGCGCUAUAUAAAUAUAAUUCACUUCAUAUAUAUAUAUGUAUGUAUGUAUGUAUGUAUGUAUGUGUGCAGGCUUCACGGUGGAAGAAGGGUUAGUGCGUCUGCCUCACAAUACGAAGUUCCUGCAGUCCUGGGUUCAAAUCCAGGCUCGGGAUCUUUCUGUGUGGAGUUUGCAUGUUCUCCCCGUGAAUGCGUGGGUUCCCUCCGGGUACUCCGGCUUCCUCCCACCUCCAAAGACAUGCACCUGGGGAUAGGUUGAUUGGCAACACUAAAUGGUCCCUAGUGUGUGAAAGUGAGUGUGAAUGUUGUCUGUCUAUCUGUGUUGGCCCUGCGAUGAGGUGGCGACUUGUCCAGGGUGUACCCCGCCUUCUGCCCGAUUGUAGCUGAGAUAGGCGCCGGGGAAUAAGCGGUAGGAAAUGGAUGGAUGGAUGGAUGUCAAACUCUGGCCCGUGGGCCGUUUAAUUUCACUUGACCCUUGGGGCGGCAUAGCUCGGUCGGUAGAGUGGCCGUGCCAGCAACUUGAGGGUUGCAGGUUCGAUUCCCGCUUCCGCCAUCCUAGUCACUGCCGUCUUUGGGCAAGACACUUUACCCACCUGCUCCCAGUGCCACCCACACUGGUUUAAAUGUAACUUCGAUAUUGGGUUUCACUAUGUAAAGCGCUUUGAGUAACUAGAGAAAAGCGCUAUAUAAAUAUAAUUCACUUCACUUCACUUGAGGCAAUAUCAAAUUAACAUUAGAUCCGGCCCGCCGCUGUAACACCGCAUUCACCGCUAAUAGUCUUACUUGCCAACCCUCACUAUUUUCCCGGGAGACUCCCGAAGUUCAGUGCCCCUCUCCAAUUUCAUCUCCACGUCCGCUUUUCCUCCAUACCAGGGGUCGGGAACCUUUUUGGCUGAGAGAGCCAAGAAUUUUAAAAGGUAUUUCCGUAAGAGCCAUAUAAUAUUUUUUUUACACCGAACACAACUAAUCACCUACAUGUUUAGGUAAAACCAACAUUUAUAGAGUAUAAUAAGUAUGUUAUUCUCUGUAAUAACAUUGUUAUUCUGAAGCUAACUGUGGAGGGGGCGUGGCCUGCGGGCCUGCAGCGAAGCAGGGUGUGCCAGGACCGGCCUCGAAAUCAGCGACAGGUGCGUAAUAUGGCCCACCUGGGCCUUGUUAUCUAAUCACCUGUCGCUCUGUUUAUAAGCAGCAGCCAGGAGGAGAGACGGGGUUGGGGCUGCUAGCCAGAGUGCAAAGCGAGAACGAAAGAGAAAAAGAAAAUUGCUGGAAAGCGACUGAGAGACUUAUUGAAAAAUAAAACAAUAUUGUAAUCCUGAAACAGGCUCUCAUGUCGGUGCUUGGUGGUCCGAAGAACCCCCAGGAGGGCAAGCCCCGCACUAAUCAAUGAUAAAUAAAUAACUUUUUACCGUUAACGCAACUUCUUGAACAGGUGCGGUAGAAAACGGAUGGGUGGAUUAAAAUGCACGAAAAUGUUAAGGUUGGGUUUUAUCAAAUAAAUUUCCCCCAAAAAUGCGAUUUAUACUCCAGUGCGGCUUAUAUAUGUUUUUUUCCUUCUUUAUUAUGCAUUUUCGGCAGCUGCAACUUAUACUCCGGAGCGACUUAUACUCCGAAAAAUAGGGUAUAUAGAUAUAAGGCUUCAAGCUAUAAGCUCUAAACAGAUUUUUUUGUUGCAUUUUUGGUCCAAAUAUUGUUAUGCUCCGAUGCUAGGAUCAUCACAUAUUGUAGCUUUGUUCCUUUUUUCACAUCCUUAUUUCCUGUUUGCUCUGUCACCAUGGUCGCUUAUUUGUUCCACCCGCUCCCUUGUUUUUGACGCACACCUGUUUUGCUAAUCACCUGCCUUAUUUAAGCCUGCCCCUUUUUGUUAUUUCAUUCUCGGUUCCUAAUUUGCUUUCACGCAAGAGAUGACGACCUGCUUUCCAUGUUUGUACUCGCUAGCUUUCGCGCUGCGUUUUUGUUUAUUCCUAGCUCUCAUGCUAAUCGUUUUGUUUUCCCUUUUCAUGCCUUUGUGCCAAGUGUUAGUGUGUCUGUUUAUUUCCCUGGCUCCCAUGCUAGCGCCAUUUGUUUGCCUUUUCUGCAAAUCACCAGUAUUUUUGUUCUAGCCUGUUUUAUUAGUUUAAUAAAUACUUAUUUCUUACCUUACGCUGUGUUCUUGUCCGACGCAUCCCUGGAAGAACAUGUCCGGCAUCGCUAUGCCACGCAAGAUUCAAAAAUACAGCUUUUUUAAAUUUGAACGUUACUUUUAACACUGUGAUUACAAGCGGAAUUAUUCAUUACUUACCGUGUCAAGCAGUGUCAGUUUGGAUUUAUCUGAGAGCCAGAUGCAGUCAUCAAAAGAGCCACAUCUGGCUCUAGAGCCAUAGGUUCCCUACCCCUGCUCUAUACAAACAGCGUGCCGGCCCAGUCACAUAAUAUAUGCGGCUUCUACACACACACAAGUGAAUGCAAAGCAUACUUGGUCAACAGCCAUACAGGUCACACUGAGGGUGGCCGUAUAAACAACACUGUUACAAAUAUGCGCCACACUGUGAACCCACACCAAACAAGAUUGACAAAUUUUGGGAGAACAUUCACACCGUAACACAACACAAACACAACAGAACAAAUACCCAGAACGCCUUGCAGCACUAACUCUUCCGGGACGCUACAAUAUAUCACCAAACUACGUCUACCUCAACCCCACCGCCAAAAAAAGGCAUUCAAUUUUUAUUUAAAUUUUAUUUGAUAUGCCAUUGAUAUUUUUUAAUUAUUAUUAUUAUUUGAAACUCUAUUUUGCAUGUCACUAUAAAGUUAUUUGAGUUUGACACCCCUGAUUUAAAUCAAU